CUAAAAUUGAUUUUAAUGAGUCAGGUUUUGUGAUUCUUUAUUUACUUUCGUAUAAAUAUCACAUUACCAAGCAGCAGCCAUAAGACAUUUAUACUUGCUAUUGUUCUUUGAGUAAGAUUAUUUCUGUCAAAUAAGUGUAUAGUCCAUCAAAAAGAAAACUUCUGAAUCUAAAUCUCAUAUUUCGAAUGAAACAAACAUCACAAUAAGUCACAAAAGUGUCUUUUGUUUUAAGUCUUUCUCUUCCAAAUCUUCUCUCAAUCGUCACAACGAAACUCAAAGUGAAGAGAACAUAUUCGCAUGUGAUAUAUGUAAAAAAUGUUUUGCAAGUAAAUUUCAGAUGAGAUGUCAUCGUAGAAUUCAUACAGCAGAAGAACUUUACCAGUGCAUUGUAUGUGAUAAACGUUUUUCUCGAAAAUCUGCUUUGUCUACACAUCUCAGAAUGCACACAGGAGAGAAGCCAUUUGAAUGUGAUAUAUGUAAAAAAUGUUUUGCAAGGAAAUUUUCGAUGACAUGUCAUCGUAGAAUUCAUACAGGAGAAAAACCUUACCAGUGCAUUCUAUGUGAUAAACGUUUUGCUAAAAAAUCUGAUUUGUCUACACAUCAUAGAAAGCACACUGGAGAGAAGCCAUUCAAAUGUAAUGUAUGUGAUAAGAGUUUUUCAAUAAAUAGCAAUCUUUCUGUUCAUCUCAGAACUCACACAGGAGAGAAGCCAUUCGAAUGUGAUAUAUGUAAAAAAUGUUUUGUAACAAAAAUGGUAAUGACCCAUCAUCGUAGAUCUCACACAGGAGAGAAACCUUAUCAGUGCAAUAUAUGUGAUAAAUUUUUGUCACGUAAAAGUUUUUUGUCUGUUCAUCGCAGAAAGCAUACAGAAGAAAGGCGUUAUAACUGUGACAUAUGUCACCGAACAUUUAAAUAUUACUCAGGUUGUCAUAAACACAAAAAAUUACAUACCGUAUUAGAGAAAUUUUCGUGUUGUUUAUGCGGCACGUUUUUUGCUCAGGAAGACAAAAUGGUUAAUCAUGUUCGGAUGCAUAUUAAUUCAGGUUGUCCAAAGUGCAAUUGCCAGUUCUCAUGUGAACGAAACUUUUUAGCUCACGUUCUUCAACAUUCGAAAGAAACACUGCGACUGUGCGAAACUUGUCUUCACCCUUUUGCUCGGAUUUCUGCGUUUAAGUUGUAUAACACUAUUCUAUUUUUUCCGGAAAAUGUAUCUUACUGCACGGAUUGUGGAUCAAAAAAAUAAAUUGUAUAAUAUGUAGAAAGUUUAUUUUGCGUGUUGUUCCAUUUAGUCGUAUUUGCAUAAAUUUUCUCUGUCAACACGAACGACAGAUUUUCAGUUCGACAAAUUUUAACUUUUAUCUUUCAGCAGAAAGCUAAGAUUUUAUUGUAACGUUCUUUGUCUUUUUGUAAUAUCAUGCAUUAUAGUUGAACAUUGUAUUUGAACCAGAACUGUUAUGUAAAAUAUUACAUAUAA
Messenger RNA from Centruroides sculpturatus (bark scorpion), 1474 nucleotides. RefSeq names its product zinc finger protein 525-like. The coding region runs from base 338 to 1243 and encodes 301 amino acids. Gene Ontology annotation, molecular function: DNA-binding transcription repressor activity, RNA polymerase II-specific. The record is from RefSeq and is a predicted model, not a curated record. Gene Ontology annotation, biological process: negative regulation of transcription by RNA polymerase II. The transcript has 2 exons. Lineage: Eukaryota; Metazoa; Arthropoda; Arachnida; Scorpiones; Buthidae.